UCCAUGCUCCCUCGAUCACGAGCACGCGGUUGGCGCCUCUUACCCAACCGGCAUAAUUAGUUGAGGCAUGCCCUGGUCGCUGCCCAGAUCACGAACGUAGCACUACAAAUACGCACGAACUCAAUCUCGCAGCCAAAAACACACUAGAAAAAGAUCUGUGUUGAAUAUUGAUCGAGAAGCUAGCUCUAGCUGCAGCGAUGCCUCGCUCUUGCUGCAUCGCGGCGUCACUGCUCCUCGCGCUCGCCGUGGCGGCCAGCGCCACCUCGCCGGCGGCCUCGCCAUUCGAGGCGCGCCAGCAGGACAAGCGGAGCAUCCCGAGCGACGCGCACCUCGAGGAAGCCACGCGCCUGCUGGCCGCGGAGGGCGCGACGCUGGCGGCCAUCUGGGCGGAGAAGGACACGCUGGCGAGGCCGCUUGAGGAGCAGCCGGGCGGCGGCGUGGCCACGCAGGGCGACGACCAGAGCUCGUCGGGGAGCGGCGAGCACGGGAAGGAGGAAGGGAGCAGCAAGGAGGGCGAGAAGCAGAGCAAGAGUUGCCUCACCAAGGAGGAGUGCCACAAGAAGAAGCUGCUCUGCGGCAAGGGCUGCACGCUCUCGGCGCACAGCAAGUGCGCCGCCAAGUGCACCAAGUCCUGUGUCCCCACCUGCUAGGAGCCAUGGCCGAGAUCUCUCGAUCCAGCCCUUCAGUUCCGUGGUGAAGUCAGUUUGAGCGUGGCGUUGCGUGUCUGUGUCUUUCAACUCUUGAUUAGGUCUGGGAGUGUCAAUGCUGUAGUAGAUGGAGGGAAUAAGGAGGGGCACUUGCUGCAUGCGCACCCCUCUGGUGUCUAUCGUUUGUUUGGGUUACAGUUUUGUGCGAAGGCUUG
Molecule: messenger RNA, 862 nt
Organism: Panicum hallii
Lineage: Eukaryota; Viridiplantae; Streptophyta; Magnoliopsida; Poales; Poaceae
Exons: 1
Coding region: 198-650 (150 amino acids)
Source: RefSeq, a predicted model, not a curated record